This is a messenger RNA of Trichogramma pretiosum, 1695 nucleotides long. RefSeq lists its product as uncharacterized. NCBI's taxonomy places the organism in Eukaryota, Metazoa, Arthropoda, Insecta, Hymenoptera, Trichogrammatidae. The record is from RefSeq and is a predicted model, not a curated record. The transcript has 2 exons. The coding region runs from base 26 to 715 and encodes 229 amino acids.
UAUUGCUCAACUACCAGUAGAUCGUAUGGGUCUCAUCGAGAAUAUUCUACUCACGUCUGCUCCUGAAUUAAGCGUAUCGAAAUCAGUAAACCAUAAAUCUAUUAUAAAAAGAAAAAGUCCACAUUUUAUAACUCGAGAAUAUCUUAAUGUUAAAUGUAAUGUAGUGGUCAUCAUUCAUUUGCAAGAAUAUUUAAUUUCUGAGGAAAUUGAAGAAGAAAAUUUAGAUGAUGAUAAUCUUCUAAAGGAUAUCAUUCGUAAGGGGAUGAAAAAAUAUGUGAAUACAUAUCUUAGACCAACAGAACUCACCGCAUUCAAACGUACACUUCUUAAUUAUACACUGGAUUAUUGGAAGACAAUACAUUUAUAUCGGAUGAAUAUUGGGGUAUUGGUGGUUGUGUGUGUCGAGGUAUUAUUACACGCGAACGAAAAUAACGAAAACUAUCUCAUGAUAUACCGUUGUAAUCAAUCAAGAGCAAUCAAAGAAUAUAACAAAUUGUGUGAUUUACCAAUCAAUCAGAAACCAUCAGCCGAUAUAGCUAGAUCAGCGAAAUGUUUUUUUUAUAGCGGAAUGUUUUUAAAGGAAAAUGGAUGUUUAAAAGCAGUACGAUCUUACUUGAAAGCAAUAUCUGAUUAUAUUGAUAAUGAUGAGUUAUCUUAUGUAAGAGACACUUCAAUUAAAUUUAUACAUGAUCAUGCAGCUAAAAAUCCAGUUUAACUCCUACAUUGAUCCGAUCGAUGAUCAUUAACUUAACCCAAGAACGAUUGGUAGAUUCAUCUGCCGACACUAGAUGGGCCUUUGGUAAAAGUCUGAUUCAUCAGUCGUAUCAAAAACUCUUAGUCCAAAACUCUUCAGAACCAGAUAGUAUUAGCUAGAAUGCCCAAUUUUCUAAUGCAUAACACUAAUGCCUCGAAUUGAAAACCUCAUUUGACGCGAGGAUGCUUUAUAAAUGCAGUGACAUUAGCUGUCACCCAAAUUACCAAAAAAUAUUUUGUCAAUGCAAUAUAUCAAAUCUUUUAAUAUUAAUUAAAAAAGUGUACUCAUUCUACGUUGCUGGAGGUGUCCAGAGUUCAUUACUGUUAUUCCGUAAAUUUGGCAACCAAUAUUUGAACAUUUUCAUAUGUAUUUUAGAUACCUGAUUUUUUAGCAAAAAUACAAAAUGCAUAAAAAAGGCAGUGUUGUCCUGUUGGAGUAAAAGGAAAAAAGUUAUAAUUUUUCCUAUUUUUUACUGCAAUAAGUUAAUCAUCGAUCGACGCGAGGGACAAGUACGGACGGACCCCACUGCAGUAUGCCGUAGCGAGAUUAUUACCGAACACCGUCGAUGUACUACUGGAUCACGGCGCCGAAUUGUCUAACUUCGUUUUCCCAUCCGAGAGUCUCCUUGACGCGAGCAUUAAAUUUAAAAGCGGCAUAAAUAUAAAAAUAACGUCUGGCAUUUUGGCUAUCGUCGAGCGCCUCGAGACCAGAGGAUACGAGCUUAGCCGAUCGGACGCCCUGAUCGUCAUGAAACUGUUUGCCAAGUACAAAUUGUUCGUCAAGUCGGCGGAUCUUGAAGUUCUUAAUUGGCAGGACCACGAGGAGGUCACGAGCUUCGCGAAAGAGACGAUGAUAAGUCCGAGUCUUUCGCUCUACGACCUGCUCCAGUUGCGACCUAAGGAGGUAGUGAAACGAAUCACCUGCAAGGAAUUCUUCGAGUU